AUGGCGGGGCUGCUGCAGGCCCUGGUGGGUGCCUCGGAGAAGGCGGCGCACAUCGCCCGGCUGUGCCGGCGAGAGGAGCCCCUCUUCCAGCUGCUGGUGGCCGAGAAGACGGGGGCCGACAGGAACAGGAGGUUCCUGCAGGACUUCAAGACGCUGGCGGACGUCCUCAUCCAGGAGGUCAUCAAGCACGACCUGGGGAAGGAGUUCCCCGAGCUGCAGGGCCACAUCCACGGCGAGGAGUCCAACGAGUUCAGGAACGGGCAGGGGGAGACGGUGGCGGUGCGGGUCUGCGCCACGCCGGAAGACACCGCGGCCCUGCUGCUCUCCGUGCUGGAGCCCGAGCGGGCAGCUGCCGAGCUGCUGGCGGCCGCCGUGCACCGGGACGUGGCGCUGGGGGACGCGGAGCUGGCCGGCUUGGCGCUCAGCAUCCCCCCCCAGGACCUGGCCAUCUGGAUAGACCCCAUCGACUCCACCAACGAGUACAUCGGCGGGCGCGAGGACGUGGCCCCCGUCGAUGGCAUCGCCCCGGCGGGGCUGUGCUCGGCGCUGGUGCUCAUCGGGGCCUACGACCGGCACACAGGCUGCCCCGUGCUGGGCGUCAUCAACGAGCCCUUCUUCCGCCGGGACCCCCUGACCAGCAGGUGGCAGGGGAGGUACCACUGGGGCGUCGCGUACGGGGACACGCGGCUGUGCUCGCUGAGCCCCCCGCCGCCGCGCUCCGCGCCCUGCGUGGUGCUGAGCCGGGCGGAGGCGGUGGCGGUGCGGGAGGCCCUGGGCCCCCUCUGCGGCGACCGCCUGCGCUUCGCCGCCGGCGCCGGCUACAAGAUGCUCUGCGUCAUCCUGGGGCUGGUGGACGCCUACGUCCUCUCCGAGGGCAGCACCUUCGCCUGGGACGCCUGCGCCCCCCACGCCAUCCUGCGGGCCCUGGGCGGGGGGGUGGUGGCCCUGGCGGGGGCCCUGCGGGCGCGGCGGGCGGGCGACGCCGGGGCCCCCCCCGAGCUGGUCUACAACCGCCCGGCGGAGGGGGCGGCGGGGGCUGAGCGCUGGGCAAACCGGGGCGGCCUCGUGGCCUACGUGCACCCCCAGCACUUGGAGGCCAUGCUGGCCACGCUGGCCACCGUGCCGGGGCUCUGA
This is a messenger RNA of Gymnogyps californianus (California condor), 1134 nucleotides long. It is a transcript of the gene INPP1, whose product is annotated as inositol polyphosphate-1-phosphatase. The transcript is spliced from 5 exons. Gene Ontology annotation, biological process: phosphatidylinositol phosphate biosynthetic process. The record is from RefSeq and is a predicted model, not a curated record. The coding region runs from base 1 to 1134 and encodes 377 amino acids. Lineage: Eukaryota; Metazoa; Chordata; Aves; Accipitriformes; Cathartidae. Gene Ontology annotation, molecular function: inositol-1,4-bisphosphate 1-phosphatase activity.